Molecule: messenger RNA, 730 nt
Organism: Humulus lupulus (European hop)
Lineage: Eukaryota; Viridiplantae; Streptophyta; Magnoliopsida; Rosales; Cannabaceae
Exons: 2
Coding region: 37-507 (156 amino acids)
Biological process (GO): proteolysis
Molecular function (GO): cysteine-type peptidase activity
Source: RefSeq, a predicted model, not a curated record
GUUAUUCCUUUCAAAAGUUUUGUUUUUUAAUUUUUCAUGACUACUAAACAUUUUGCACGUCAGCUAAGUACUCUUGAUCGCCUUUUCAAGUCCGAGAUAAAGCAACAUAAACAAGAUGACUUCCAGUUCUCCAACUUCAAGGUUUCAAUAAAGAGCGGUACACCCCAGCAGGACAAUGGGCACGAUUGUGGAGUAUAUGUCAUGAAGUUUAUGGAGUCCUUCUUCAAACGGGAGGAAUCCAUGUCUCCGUUUGCUCCAGUGGAUGAGCGGCUGAAGAUAGCAUGUCGGCUUGUAACACAUGAUCGAAACGAGGUGAGGGUGGUUGUUUUCGCUGACAAGGAAAAAUACUACAUGCAACAGACUCCUCUACCCGUAGGUAGCCCUGUGAAGACCCAUUCGGACCCCAGAUUUUCAACGAAGAAGCUGAAGUCGAAGAACUCCAUUCCCACACAUCCAGUACCAACAAGGACUAGUGGUAGACUGAAGAGAAUUAAGUAUGAGGAAUAGUUAAUCAAACCAUCUAUGUUUUUUGGUAUUAGCCAUGCCCACUUUUCCUUCUCCCGGAUGUAUUAAAUCAAGUUGGUAAAGGUUGAGGAAUUGUAAAGGAGAACUAGUUUCAGUUUUUUAAUAGGCAUUUUGAUUUAUUAGGUCCAGAUACAUUUGUCUACAAUCGACAUUGUAGAUCGUAACCUCUAAAUUUGGCCAGUACGAAGUAGAUAUGUUUGUAUAC